Molecule: messenger RNA, 3457 nt
Organism: Beta vulgaris subsp. vulgaris (sugar beet)
Lineage: Eukaryota; Viridiplantae; Streptophyta; Magnoliopsida; Caryophyllales; Amaranthaceae
Exons: 5
Coding region: 434-2836 (800 amino acids)
Source: RefSeq, a predicted model, not a curated record
AGAAAAGAACAAUAGGAAGUGUAGAAGUCGCGCUAACCCUGCGAUUGCAAGGAGAAUUCCAUCUAACUCUACAGAGUACAAAUUACAGUCUACAUUCGUAUUCAUCCAUUCCACUUUCUUUUUCCAUCGAAUCACUUCAAUUUCGAAUUGAAUUCAUCAAUUCAACUUAAUUUUGGAGGAAAAGAAUUGCAGGAUAUUUUUCAACGAUUCCAAAAUAUUUAAGACCUACCGCAAUCCUCCUCUAUUUGGGCUUGGGACCUAUACUGAAUGCCACAAAGUGACACUUGCAGGCGGAGUUGCUUAUACAGUGUACAUUGUACACACACUGAUUAGAUCAUCCUCGAACAGACAACUUUUUGUUUGUGAAUAAGGUGGCUGAAGAGUAGCUGUGAAUUGGGCUACAUUGGUGACGAAGGAACUCCUUGAUUAUGCAAUGGAGGUUCAUAAUAAUGAUGAUAUGGACUCUCUGUUUGAGGGAAUGGUUCUAUUUACUCCGCAAGUAGUAGCUAAUCAUGAUGCUGAUUCUCAUUCACUUGUGUCUCCUUCUAUGCAAUCUGUUACCACGACAUCUUUAUCAUCAGCACCUUCACCGUCAUCUCAACCACUAGAUGAGAAUCUGUUCUCGGAUCUCACUGUUAUCACUCCGUCCCAUGUUGAAGCAAUUGAGACUGAAACAUGGAUGCCAUCAAAUAGUCCUUCAAUUAUGACAACGAGCAUAAUAAAGUCUAAGACGCCAGCAGCUCCAGCUGCUACUGUGUUACGGCAAUCUUCUAGAAAGAAGAAAAGAGCUGGUCUAAGAAUCGGAUAUGGGAGGGAUUCACAACUUGUUGAUGAUCCCGAGCCUUCUCAAAAUCCUUCAGAAUCAUCAUCUGGCACGGAUUUUUCCACACCCAAUACUUAUACCACCUCAACUACCAAUGUUGAAAGAGACAAAAAGCUAGAACCCUUUCCUGUCUCUUCCAAUCCUAGCGAAAACAAACAGGUUGAUUCUGGUCCAACCCAACAAGAUAGUGAAGAUAUUCAUGUGGGCUCAAGAGAUAUAAUGGAAUCACAUUCUAAUCAAGUUAAUACAGAUGGACCCUUCAAUUUGACUGUAGAAGAAAAGGUUGCUUGUGCAACUCUGGAAGCUGAUAAACUGCCUACAUUCAAGAGGCAAGAAGAGAAAGAGCAAGAGACAAAUUGUAAUUCUGUGGAGGGGAAAUAUAAGCAGGUCAAGGCUCGCGUAUCUGAAAAGCUGUGGCAAGCCCGGGAACAGGCUUUAUCUAUAUCCAUGGCAAGGACGAAUUCCAAAAGGAGGAGAAGAAAAGCCGCACAGAAUGUUGAACUAGCAAUUGUAAGGUUCAGGGACAUUGAAAAAAAGCUUGAAGAAGCAUGUGAGGCUGAAGAUUUUGAAAUGGCUGAACACCUCAGUGAGAGCCUCGCAGCUGCUGAGAGGGAAAAAGAAUACAUUCAAAGUGCACUCAAAGAUGCCGAGGCUGAGUGUGAUGCUAUUGAUUUAAAGAUGGAAGAAGCUCUGGAGCGUCAGAUUGCUGCUGAGGAAGAAUGUGUCUCUUUGCUACAACACUUUUCUGUGGACACUGUAAGCAAUGCAGACUUGGUUUUGGAAAAUGUUGAAGUCAAUUCUUCAAAGGAAAUGGAUGAAUGGUUUUUGUCUGUCGAAGCUGUGGAGACAAAGAAGUUGGAAUUAGAAAUUGAAUCACAGUUGGUAAAUGAAGUUCGUGCAGUACUAAAUGAUUCCAUUGAGCAUUUAGUUGAGAAUGACGUCAAAGAAAAAGAAGUCCUUUGUGAGAGAAGAAAUUUGUUGACUCAGGAGUUGGAGGAACUUCUACGUUUGGUACAGGAAAAAGAGGCAGAGAUAGCUAUAAAUGAUUCCAAAAUUGAAGCAGCUGACGAAAGGAUUGCUGAAGUGGCCGCAGGUUUCGGGGAUGUCCAAACAGGAAUUGAUUCCAAGUUUGAGAAUUUGCAGAUUGCUCUCACACAAAUGGAAUUAGAAUGUCAAGCUUUAUCCAAAAGGAAAGAAGAAAUUGAUUACCUUGUUUCUCAGGGAAAGAACCGGGGAACAGAACUUAGGAAGCUCGCAAUGGAUUGUGACAAUGAGGCCAACAUCUACCAAGAAAAUCUUAGACUCAGGAAAGCUUUAGUAAUUUCAGUUCUAAAAGUUAGAGAAGAGAAACUAAGGCUUGCCAAAACAGAGGAGAAUAUUGUGGCAGAUACUCAAAUGCUGAAGCAGGAGAUAUCUGUUGCAAGGGUUGAUCUACAGGAAUUAUCCUCCAAAAAGUCAAGCAUCCAGCAAGAGGGUGCUUCAAUGAAACAAAGAUUGUUUUUUAUAGACAAAAGAGUGCCAGAGCUUGAAGCAGAGAAGAAAGUUGCCGCAUCUGCCAGAAACUUUAAAGAAGCAGCACGUAUAGCCUCUGAAGCCAAGUCUUUGAUGGCUGAGAAGGAAACUCUGCAGAGUAAGAGUGAAGAAUCUUCAUCUGCGUUGCUAAAAAUUGAGGAGGGGAUUGAUGAAACUACCAGGAAAUUGCACGAGUUUGAAGAACUUGUUUCUUCAAAGGAAAAAGAGGCAGCGGUGGCCAGAUUUCAGAGGCUAGGCCUUAUAUCUGCUACUGUUUCAUGUGAAAGAUUAGCUGCUUUAGAGCUGGGUGAUAUUGAAGAAGCUAAUAUACUUCUUGCAGAAGCUGAAGCUGCAGAUUCUGAAGCUAAAAAACUUCAGUCGUUGUAUAAUAUUAGUGCCACUGAAUUUAGAAGUGUCUGUGAGCGGUUUAUUCCCAUGGAGCUUGUGUCUAGUCUUGAUGGAAAGCAGUUGGAAGAAUUAGCUGCAGGAGGUUUGGUAUGAGAUGGGUACUCUUUGUGAAAACAAAAGGAGACGGUGGUGAAUGAGUGAUAAAAAUCUACUUCACUGGAAUCCUGUGACUGUAUGAAUACUGUAAAAUAUAUUAUUGUGUUGGUGCGAUGGAAAAGAUCACUGAUGGUCAACCUCUCGACAUGGAAGAACUGGUGAGUGGUCAUGGCAGGAUGUGGGAUGAUCUUGUUGGUAGAACCAUGAUUGUUGAAGUUGCAAAGCAGAAGAGCUGCAUCUUUUGCUCAUAUGCAUCUGAUGGGGAAGAAUAACUCUAGCCUCAGACGCGAUGAGAUGUUGGAUGAUGUUAGAAGCAUGCAUUAUGAUCAUUGAAGCACUGAACUGUUCACUUUUUUUGGUGGUAUACUACCAGCUACACCUGUUACUCGUAUCCCAGAGGUUGAGGUUUAAACCAGGUUGGUUUGUUGUGUUGCCUGUUGAAUUUUGUUCUUGUAUAAAUUCAAUUUUUUGUUCUCUCCGUUGUUGGGGUAAUUUUAUAUUCCUAUAGGCUACACCUUACUUUUGGAAAUAAUUGUUACAUCAUCCAUACGGUGUUCAAUAUGAUUGUCUGCCAAUAAAGCUUACCAUAGUCCAUAGCGUGGAUAAUAUUUUGUCAUU